Messenger RNA from Dama dama (fallow deer), 3206 nucleotides. RefSeq names its product FAST kinase domains 3 (gene FASTKD3). Lineage: Eukaryota; Metazoa; Chordata; Mammalia; Artiodactyla; Cervidae. The record is from RefSeq and is a predicted model, not a curated record. The coding region runs from base 136 to 2112 and encodes 658 amino acids. Gene Ontology annotation, biological process: regulation of mitochondrial mRNA stability; mitochondrial RNA processing. Gene Ontology annotation, molecular function: RNA binding. The transcript is spliced from 7 exons. Gene Ontology annotation, cellular component: ribonucleoprotein granule; mitochondrial matrix.
GCCCCCUCCGGUGAAGGGCGAGAGUUACGGAGGCCGGCGAGGCUGCGGAGCCGCGUGGGUUGCUGGGACCCCGGCGUGCGCGGAGUCCGCCUUUUAACAUAGUUGUAACUCAAGAGGAGCUGAGAAUCUGAUGACAUGGCUUUAGUUACCUUACGGAGGAACCUCUGUCACUUAUCUGAUUUUCGGUUACACGGAGCUCUGGCUGCUCUGAAAACUCAGCAUGUAAAUCAUGUUCACAGGACAGUGAAAGAGCAUCUGUGUCCAUGGUUCUGGUCGUUGCAACCUGGGCCCAUCAGAGUCCGGUUCCAUCAUGCCCAUUGUAAGAAGUUUCAUUCAGAAAACGGAAAUGACCUCCAUCCAGUUGGGGAGCCAGGGUUCUCUCAAGUACACAACUGGGACAGAUUUGAGCACAAUGUUAAAAAUGUGGACGAACAGACGUUUUACAGGAAAAUAAACAGCUUCACUUCAUCAGGAGAAGUCUUACAUUUUAUAAGCACACUGGAGACUUUGCCUGAUACUAUGAUGGCAGAAGCCUUACGUCGGAUUUGUGAAGUGGAAAAAAAAAAUCAAAGGUUGCCAAAAGAAAUACUGGAGAGUAGUGCCUUUCAAGCUUUGUGUGAUCGGUUUGGACGGGAUCCCUCGAAUCUGUCAAGUGCGGGUUUGGUGACUGCUUUUCAAGCCCUGACUCUGUUGUAUGGGGAUGCCCAGAGUCACUUGCUGAUGAACCUGGAGGCAGAAUGCCAGCAUCGUCUUGAAAGAGGCGGCCUGGACGUUCACAGUCUUUGUAUUCUGGGAGAAAGUCUGAUUAAACUGCACGGUCCAGGUUGUUCGACGCUAGACCUGAUCAUAUACCAACUGCAAGGGGAAAGUUUGGAAACAUUUACCCCCGAGGAUAUCGUGACCGUUUACAGACUACUGCAGGCGAGUCCUGAAAAAGCAGACCAACAGCAGAGGUUCUUAAAUAAGAUCAAUCACUUUUCUCUAUCACUAGUUUCCAACCUGAGUCCUAAAUUGAUGAGCCAGAUGCUCACUGCCCUAGUGGUCCUUGAUCAGACUCAGGCACUUCCCCUGGUUAUCAAGCUGAGUAAAUACGUCGUGCGGCACAUCGCUCGUUUCACUAGUGAAGAGCUCAGAAAGGUCUUAGAGGCGUUCAUAUACUUUGGGCACAGUGACAGAUUCUUUACAGAAACCCUGGAGCAGCAUGUCGCUUCACUGUGUCUCACUCUGGAUCCUGAGCUUGUCAGCAGAGUCAUGGAGUACUGCAGCAGAAAGCUGAUCCUUUCAGAACCCAUCUUCAAUGCAGUGGCAGAAACUUUUGUUUAUCAAACAGAAAAAUUUUCACCUAGUCAAACUGCCGAGUUAAUUGAGCCAUUUGGAAAACUCAACUAUCUGCCACCAAAUGCUUCUGCUUUAUUUAGAAAGCUAGAAAACAUGCUGUUAACCCACUUCAAUCAUUUUCCCCCAAAAACACUGCUGAAGCUUCUCCAUUCAUGUUCACUUAUUGAGUGCCAUCCGGUCAACUUUAUGGCCAAGAUAUUCAGCCCAUAUUUUCUCCAGCGGCUUCAAGGUGAAGAGUCCUAUUUGGACAGACUGAGCCUAGCGCAACUGACCCAACUCUUCUUAACCUUGAUUCUAGAAUGCCCAUUCUAUAAGGGUCCAAAACUUCUUCCUAAGUUUCAAGUGAAAUCCUUUCUUACUCCGUGCUCUUCCCUGGAGACCCCCAUGGAUUUUCACCUUUAUAAAUCUGUGAUGAUUGGACUGAUCGACCUGUUAGGAGCAAGACUGUAUUUUGCUUCAAAAGUGUUAACACCCUAUUGCUACACAAUAGAUGUUGAAAUUAAAUUAGAUGAAGAUGGAUUUGUAUUACCAUUUACAAUUGAUGAAGAUGUACAUAAAAGAGUAGCACUGUGCAUUGAUGGUCCAAAAAGGUUUUGUCUGAAUAGCAAACACUUACUGGGGAAGGAGGCUACUAAACAAAGACACCUGCGCUUGCUUGGUUAUCAAGUUGUCCAGAUACCCUAUUAUGAGAUCGAGAUGGUAAAAUCAAGACUGGAAUUAGUGGACUAUUUACAAGGAAAACUAUUUUCUCAAAACUCAGGUGGUCAUUGGUAAUAAGAAUGAAUAUGGACUUUUGAGCUCACACAGUGAAAGAACUUGCGAAUUAGCCAUUUAUUUAUGGAAUGAUCUGGAAAGGGUCUCUUGUUUCCUUGUACUACGUAUACACUUUUGUUGUUGUUCAGUCACGAAGUCGAGUCCGAUUCUUUGCAACCCCAUGGACUGAGGCACGCCAGGCUUCCCUGUCCUUCACCAUCUCCCGGAGUUUUGCUCAAACUCAUUGAGUCAGUGAUGCCAUCAAACCAUCUCAUCUUCUGCUGCCCCCUUCUCCUCCUGCCCUCAAUCUUUCCCAGCAUCAAGAUCUUUUCCAAUGAGCCAGUUCUUCACAUCAGGUGGCCAAAGUAUUGCAGUUUCAGCAUCAGUCCUUCCCAUGAAUAUGCAGGGUGAACUUCCUUGAGGAUUGACUGGAUUGAUCUCCUUGCUGGCCAAAGGACACUCAAGAGUCUUCUCCAACACCACAGUUCAAAAGCAUCAAUUCUUCAGAACUCAGUCUUCUUCAUGGUCCAGCUGUCACAUCCAUACAUGACUACUGGAAAAACCAUAGCUUUGACAGCAUGGACCUUUGUCGGCAAGGUGAUGUCUUUGCUUUUUAAUACGCUGUCUAAGUUUGUCAUAGUUUUCCUUCCAAGGAGCAAGCAUCUUUUAAUUUUGUGGCUGCACUCACCAUCAACAGUGAUUUUGGAGCCCCCCAAAAUAAAACCUGCCACUGUUUCCAUUGUUUCCCCAUCUGUUUGCCAUGAAGUGAUGGGACCUGAUGCCAUGAUCUUAGUUUUUUCAGUGUUGAGUUUUAAGCACUUACCAGUAGCAAAUUUAAAAUUAAUCUUUAUUUAAUACUAGUAUCAUAGAUACUUUUAUACAUCAAACAACUGAUCAAGUACAAUAAAGGAGUGAGUAAAUGUCAUUAUAUUUUUUUAAGUCUUGUGUCUUGUGAUGGUUAUCUGCUAACUGAAAAUAUUUUGAGAAACUUUUACUUGCUCUUCUAACGUAAGAAAUUUUAUCUCCUAUUUUUUUCUUUUGUAUUUUAUUAGAGGAAGUAAUAUAUGGUAAGAAAAGGAGCAAGGAAAAUAGGUGUGCAUAUGAACAUAUAGAAU